Messenger RNA from Lotus japonicus, 2916 nucleotides. Its product is annotated as probable LRR receptor-like serine/threonine-protein kinase At4g37250. Gene Ontology annotation, molecular function: protein binding; ATP binding; protein kinase activity. Gene Ontology annotation, biological process: protein phosphorylation. The record is from RefSeq and is a predicted model, not a curated record. NCBI's taxonomy places the organism in Eukaryota, Viridiplantae, Streptophyta, Magnoliopsida, Fabales, Fabaceae. The transcript has 2 exons. The coding region runs from base 371 to 2734 and encodes 787 amino acids.
GUUUAGCAAAUCUUCCAACUGCACCUGCAUGUCUAUUAGUAGUAGAUAAAAGAUGCUAAUAUACUCUCAUCAUCAAUCACUUUAUACAAGUAGAAUACAACAACACUGAGAUCAGAUGUGAGAGCCCAAUUAAACUAUUUGAACCUUCUCCCUCAACCAUAAAUUAUAGCAGCAACACACAAGAGUGCGAGCAUUUUUGUUGUAAAAGAGGUUCAUGUUUUGGUGAGUGAGCUGUUUCCACAUGUGCCAGCCUCUGUCCACAUUACAAUAAAUCCCCAUUACUACCUCCUCCCUCUCUCUCUCCCUCUCUUUCUCUCACACUCUCUCUAGUCUCUCUCAUCUCAGCGAUGUGGGAUCACUGUUUGAAAUCAUGAGAAGAAGCAACUCAACUUCUAGUCUCAGUUAUCCAUGGUGGAAGAACGUUCUUGCACUCGUGCUUCUGAUACUAGCUACCAUUAACCAAUGUUGUGGUUUGAACAGAGACGGUGUCCUGUUACUUUCCUUCAAAUAUUCCAUCCUCAACGACGCUCUUUUCGUUCUCAGAACCUGGAAUUACAGCGAUGAAACUCCAUGUUCAUGGAAUGGAGUUGCUUGUUCCCCAAUUCAAACCACAACAAAUGGUACAGAGUUUCGUGUGACAUCUUUGUCCUUACCGAAUUCUCAGCUUCUGGGUUCUCUUCCUUCCGAUCUGGGUUCCAUUGAUCACCUUCAAAUUCUCAACCUUGCCAACAAUUCCCUUAAUGGGUCUCUUCCUUCUUCGCUUUUCCAAUCCUCCUCAGAGCUUCAGCUCCUCAAUUUAUACAAUAACCUCAUAACAGGGGAGGUUCCAGAAUCCAUAGUAGAGCUUCGGAACCUUCAGAUUCUGAACCUCUCUGACAAUGCCUUAACCGGAAAAGUGCCUGAAAAUCUCUCAAACAUGCAGAACCUAACUGUGGCUUCACUCAGAAACAACUACCUAUCGGGUUUUCUCCCUCACGGGUUGCAGAACUUGCAGGUUUUGGAUCUUUCUUCCAAUUUGUUGAACGGGACUCUGCCUCCAGAUUUCGGCGGAGACGCCGUGCGGUACUUGAACAUCUCGUACAACAGAUUUUCCGGGAAAAUCCCACCGGAGUUCGCCGCGAAAAUACCCACCAACGCAACGGUUGAUCUCUCGUUCAACAACUUCACCGGCGAGGUUCCUGAUUCCCCUGUUUUUCUAAACCAAGAAACAGAGUCGUUCACCGGAAACAUCGAUCUCUGCGGUGAACCAACCAGGAACGUGUGCCCCAUUCCUUCAUCACCAUCCUCUGAACCCAAACCUUCUCCUACCUCUCCUCCUGCAAUCGCAGCCAUCCCCAAGACGUUUGAUUCUCCUCCCCUGUCACCAACAGGGUCAACUUCCUCUCAGCAAAAACAGAGCGGGCUCAGAAGAGGUACCAUCAUCGGAAUCGUCAUCGGAGAUGUCAUCGGAAUCGGAAUCCUAGCCAUGGUUUUCAUCUACGUGUACAAACUGAAGAGAAAAAAGAGCUUAAACAGUGCAAUCAAGAACGAAGCAGCAAUAGCAAGGAGCGAGAGUUCAUCAACAACCUCAGAGUCAAAAGGGUUCACACGGUGGUCGUGUCUCCGCAAAAGGGCAGAAGAGGAAGAAUCAUCAGAAACACCGUGCUCUUCCGACGGUGAAGCUGAACCACCACGCGACGGCAGCGCCGACAAUAAUCAGAAUCAGAAGCCAUUACAAGAGAACAAAACGGGCACUCUGGUGACCGUCGACGGCGAGAAGCAGCUUGAAGUUGAAACGCUGCUGAAAGCGUCGGCGUUUAUACUCGGCGCCACCGGUUCAAGCAUCAUGUACAAGGCGGUUCUCGAAGACGGCACGUCGUUAGCGGUUCGGAGAAUCGGCGAGAGCGGCGUGGAGCGGUUCAAGGACUUCGAGAACACGGUUCGAGUCAUCGCGAAACUGGUUCACCCGAACCUGGUUCGGGUUCGUGGGUUCUACUGGGGUCACGAUGAGAAGCUCAUCAUCUAUGACUUCGUUCCCAAUGGCUGCCUCGCCAACGUUCGUUACAGGAAGGUGGGGUCCUCACCUAGCCACUUACCGUGGGAAAUCCGGCUCAAGAUAGCAAAAGGGGUGGCACGUGGGCUGACUUACCUCCACGAGAAGAAGCACGUGCAUGGAAACUUGAAGCCCAGCAAUAUUCUAUUGGGCAACGACAUGGAGCCCAAGAUUGGAGACUUUGGGCUUGAACGGAUUGUGACAGGUGACACCAGUUAUAAAGCAGGAGGGUCAGCCCGUAUUUUCGGGAGCAAGAGGUCCACAGCCUCCCGCGACAGCUUCCAAGAUGUCACGUUUGGGCCGAGCCCGAGUCCAAGCCCGAGCUCGAUUAGCGGGGUGUCGCCUUACAGUGCGCCUGAGUCGCUUAGGAAUCUGAAGCCUCACCCGAAGUGGGAUGUGUACUCGUUUGGGGUCUUGUUUCUAGAGCUGCUAACGGGGAAGGUUGUGGUUUUGGAUGAUAUGAGCCAAGCUGGGCCUGGGCUUUUGGUUGAGGAUCAAAACCGGGCUUUGCGGAUGGUUGACGUGACUAUCCGGGCUGACAUGGAGGGUAAAGAGGAGGCCCUCUUGGCCUACUUCAAGCUAGGGUACAGUUGUGUGUGUGGCGUUCCGCAAAAAAGACCACAAAUGAAAGAGGUGCUACAAAUUCUUGAAAAGACCCCAUCUUCUUCGCCUUCUUCAUUUUCGUAUUAUUAUAGCCACUAAAGUCUAAACCAUGAUUUGUCAUACCGGUUUUGUAGAAAACAAAAUAGUGUAGUUAUGAUUGACUAAUAGAUUUUCGUGUUUGGAUUCAGUGUUGUGUGUUGUAAUUGUGUCGAGUCCAUUGACUGUCUCUGUUAAUUCAUUUGCUAAUUUUCAAGGAAUAGAUUCUAUCUUGAUUCCUUUUA